CACGCGACUGCUCAAACUCACAUGGAGUGGAUUAUUGAUUCGAAUUAAGCAUCAAUUUCAAUCUUUUCAGUGCAAUUAAAAUAUGUUUUCAUGUUAGUAAUGUUUUAGAUUUAUUUGUUCCUAAUUUUCCUCUAACAACAUGGCGACAGAUGCAAAAAGACCAAAGAGGGAGGAUGGAAGCUCAGACUGCAGUGUGGAUGUGUCACUCAACAGCUUCUUACUGUGGUGUGAUGAAGUCAGUCUGAACCUCAGCAACAAGGUGUACCUCAGUAAAGAAGGCACAGUAGCAGCCUAUGGCAUGCUUGCUAAAGAAGACAUAGAGGAAGGCCAUGUCCUCUUCUCCAUCCCCAGAUGUGCACUUUUACAUCCUGGCACUUCCAAAACUAAAAAAGUCCUUGAAGAAGAAGAGAACCGUUUGGAGAGCCCGUCCGGCUGGGUUCCACUCCUCCUGGCGUUGAUGUACGAGUACACCUCGGCCGGGUCGCACUGGAAGCCCUAUCUAACCCUCUGGCCCGAUUUCAGGAAGCUGGAUCACCCCAUGUUUUGGUUGAAGGAGGAGAGGGAGAAGCUGUUGAAGGGGACGGGCAUUCCUGAGGCAGUAGACACGGACCUGUCCAACAUCCAGCUGGAGUAUGAGGACACGGUUUUGCCCUUCAUGCUCUCGCACCCGGAGCUAUGGGACCCCGAGCGCCACACUCUAAAGCUCUAUCAGAGUCUCGUAGCUUUCGUCAUGGCCUACAGCUUCCAGGAGCCGAAUGAAGAUGAGGAUGAAGAUCCCAAUCCUCCGAUGAUGGUGCCAAUGGCAGACAUGCUCAACCAUGUGUCUAAUCACAACGCCAACUUAGAGUACACACCAGAGUGUUUAAAGAUGGUGGCGGUGCGGCCCAUUAAAAAAGCUGAGGAGAUCUUCAACACCUAUGGUCAGAUGGCCAACUGGCAGCUCCUGCACAUGUACGGCUUCACCGAGCCUUUUCCCACCAACACCAACGACACGGCCGACGUCCAGAUGACCGCCGUGUAUAAAGCGGCUCAGCAAGCGACACAAAAUGAGGCUGAGCAGCGCCUCCUGGUGGACAAAUGGAAAAUGCUGCACGAUAUGGACAUAGUCGGGGAAAAGGGCGUGUUUGUCUUUGGAAAGAACGAUUCGCUAACAGACACAGAGCUCUACAUGACGCUGAAGGUGAUCUGCAUGAGCAGAGAGGAAUUUCAAGUCUUCCAGGAGAACGAAGGCUGGGAAGAUGACGAGGAUGAAGACGAGGAUUCCAGAGCGGCCCAGGCUCUGAGUUUUGACGGGAUUCCCACGUUGGCUCCCGAAUGGAAACGGCUGCUGCACACGGCUGCCGGCUUUACGCUGAACGUGUACGCCGAGGACGUGGAGUCGGAUCUCAGGGUGAUGGAGGAACCAAAAGCUCUGGCUAAACUCAGCCACAGAGAGAGGAGAGCGCUGGACGUCCGACUCGGCCAGAAGAGCAUCCUCAGGAAGCUUCAGCAGCUCACACACACCAGUACAACUUAGUAAUAUAGUAACAGGUUGUGUAAUAAUUCUGUUAGGAUCUUCUCAGGGCUUAAACAUGUACAGCUUAAUCAAUUACAUAUUCUGUUAAGUAAGAUACCUGUAUUUACUAUCUAAACAUUUUAAAGCAAACUUAAGGAUAAAAUAUAUAAAAGCCCAAACUAUGAUGGUGUCAUUGUUGAGUUGUUAAACAAGAUGGAACCAUUUUACUCCUUGUGGAUUUGUAAAAUUAUAAAGAUAAACAUGUAUGAGAUUUGCACGUCUUUACAACUCAAGAAGUGAAGAACAUGAUUCCUCUGCAUCCCUUAUCUACCCUUAGCUGGAUACACAAUAAAUUAGUUUUGAAGUUUUCAA
This is a messenger RNA of Clarias gariepinus (North African catfish), 1867 nucleotides long. RefSeq names its product SET domain containing 6, protein lysine methyltransferase (gene setd6). Gene Ontology annotation, molecular function: protein-lysine N-methyltransferase activity; protein binding. Gene Ontology annotation, cellular component: nucleus. The transcript is spliced from 9 exons. Gene Ontology annotation, biological process: peptidyl-lysine monomethylation. NCBI's taxonomy places the organism in Eukaryota, Metazoa, Chordata, Actinopteri, Siluriformes, Clariidae. The coding region runs from base 140 to 1516 and encodes 458 amino acids. The record is from RefSeq and is a predicted model, not a curated record.